AUGAUCAUCUCCCACGAGCAAACCUUCAGUCCUGUGGUUAUCCUCACAGCGUUCGAGACAGAAGAGCAGGCCAUUGAAAAAGCUAAUAAUUCAAUUCAUGUUUUACGGUGCUCGAUAUUUUUGCAAAAUACCGAACGAGCCCAUGGACUGGCCCGGAAAUUAAGAAGCGGGACGGUAUAG
This is a messenger RNA of Aspergillus costaricaensis CBS 115574, 180 nucleotides long. RefSeq lists its product as uncharacterized. NCBI's taxonomy places the organism in Eukaryota, Fungi, Ascomycota, Eurotiomycetes, Eurotiales, Aspergillaceae. The transcript has a single exon. The coding region runs from base 1 to 180 and encodes 59 amino acids. The record is from RefSeq and is a predicted model, not a curated record. Gene Ontology annotation, molecular function: oxidoreductase activity, acting on the aldehyde or oxo group of donors, NAD or NADP as acceptor.